GUUCAAAACCUACACUGAAGCUAAGAAGAAGAAAAAGAAUAAGAAGAAGAGCAAAGAAAAUGAGCAGUGGAGCCGGGAAGCUCGUGUGCGUGACCGGUGCCUCCGGUUACAUAGCUUCGUGGCUCGUCAAGUUUCUUCUGCAGCGCGGUUACACUGUCAGGGCCUCUGUUCGCGACCCCAAUGACCCAAAAAAAACAAGUCACUUACUUGCACUUGAUGGAGCUAAGGAGAGACUUCAUCUGUUCAAAGCAAAUUUAUUGGAAGAAGGUUCCUUUGAUGCUGCUAUUCAGGGCUGUGAAGGUGUUUUCCAUACUGCAUCUCCCUUUUAUCAUGACGUCAAGGACCCAGAGGCUGAACUACUUGAUCCUGCAGUGAAGGGAACACUUAAUGUUCUUAACUCGUGUACAAAGUCUGCAUCUGUUAAACGGGUAGUCUUGACAUCUUCUAUUGCUGCAGUUGCAUAUAAUGGAAGACCUCGAACUCCUGAUGUAGUCAUUGAUGAGACUUGGUUUUCAGAUCCUGAACUUUGUAAGGAAGCAAAGCUUUGGUAUGUGGUUUCCAAGACAUUGGCUGAAGAAGCUGCCUGGAAGUUUGCAAAAGAGAACGGUCUUGACAUGGUUGCAAUCAACCCAUCAAUGGUGAUUGGUCCUCUCUUACAGCCAACCCUAAAUACUAGUGCUGCCGCAAUUUCCAACUUAGUAAAUGGAGCACAGGUGUUUCCCAAUCUAUCAUUUGGAUGGAUUAAUGUCAAAGAUGUUGCUAAUGCCCAUGUUCAAGCAUAUGAAAUCCCUUCCGCCAGUGGAAGAUAUUGUUUAGUUGAGAGAGUUGCUCACUAUUCUGAAGUUGUGAGGAUUUUACGUGAGCUUUAUCCCUCUUUACAACUUCCAGAGAAGUGUGCAGAUGAUAAGCCAUUUGUGCCAACAUAUCAGGUGUCCAAAGAGAAGGCAAAAAGCUUGGGUAUUGAAUUCAUUCCUCUUGAUGUGAGCCUCAAGGAAACCGUUGACAGCUUGAAGGAAAAAAACUUCGUUAAUUUUUAAGUAUUGUUAGCACCCGUGCAGAGCUUUCUAAUCAAUAAAAAUGCUGGUGAUACGUGUUACCUGCAUCCUUGUUUUUGAUUGGUGUUUGAUAUAAGAUCUAGAUAUACAUAGUUAGGCUCUGGUUGGAGGAGUAACUUGUCUCCCAAACUACAAGUUAGUAGGGUGAUGUUCACUUUGUUGCGAAUUGGAUAGUGAUUAUGCAGCACUGUGAUUUGUGGUCUUUGAGUAGAACUUUGUACUACAUUAUCAUGACCGGUUGGUGAAUGGAAUAUCCGUGAUUAUCUGCCU
Juglans microcarpa x Juglans regia is the source of this 1325-nucleotide messenger RNA. RefSeq names its product phenylacetaldehyde reductase. Lineage: Eukaryota; Viridiplantae; Streptophyta; Magnoliopsida; Fagales; Juglandaceae. The record is from RefSeq and is a predicted model, not a curated record. Bases 60 to 1037 code for a protein of 325 amino acids. Gene Ontology annotation, molecular function: oxidoreductase activity, acting on the CH-OH group of donors, NAD or NADP as acceptor. The transcript has 6 exons.